AUGAGCGCUUACCACGCGCUCGUCGCCCUACUUUACGCACCAAACACCAAUGGCAGCAUUCUGCCCGCCAUCUGUCCUCACCCCGAAAAUCUCAGCCCAAAGAACCUCACCUGGACUCCGCCGGUGCUUCUCUCCCUCCUGACCAUCGCAUCCGGCGCCGCCAUCCGUCUCUCGGCGUUUGGAAGCCUAGGCCGGAAUUUCACAUUCUAUCUGUCCGUGCCGGACCGAUUGGUUACGGACGGUGUAUAUGCGUAUGUCCAGCAUCCGAGUUAUACGGCGUUGGUCUUGGUGUGUCUGGGGUGUGCUGGGCUGUCUUGGCGGUGGGAUGGGGCCGUAGGAGCUUGCUUGUUGCGUAAAGGUGCGAUUGAAAGACUUGAUGGAUUGGGAGUGAUGGUGGUAGGGGCGUUGUGGAUGGUAGGUGUGAUGUUGAUACGGAUGAGGGUAAGGGAUGAGGAGAGGAUGCUGCAGGAGAAAUUUGGGAGGGAGUGGGAGAGGUGGAAUGCCAGAACGGCGAGCGAAUAUCAUUUGGAUACUCUUGAUGCCAUUGACACGUCUGUCCAUCAUUUGAGACUGUAG
This is a messenger RNA of Aspergillus fumigatus Af293, 576 nucleotides long. RefSeq names its product putative prenyl cysteine carboxyl methyltransferase. Bases 1 to 576 code for a protein of 191 amino acids. Gene Ontology annotation, molecular function: protein C-terminal S-isoprenylcysteine carboxyl O-methyltransferase activity. The transcript has 2 exons. Gene Ontology annotation, biological process: C-terminal protein methylation. NCBI's taxonomy places the organism in Eukaryota, Fungi, Ascomycota, Eurotiomycetes, Eurotiales, Aspergillaceae. The record is from RefSeq and is a predicted model, not a curated record. Gene Ontology annotation, cellular component: endoplasmic reticulum.